This is a messenger RNA of Achroia grisella, 924 nucleotides long. RefSeq lists its product as uncharacterized. Gene Ontology annotation, biological process: regulation of transcription by RNA polymerase II. The transcript has 2 exons. Gene Ontology annotation, cellular component: nucleus; transcription regulator complex. The coding region runs from base 52 to 861 and encodes 269 amino acids. Lineage: Eukaryota; Metazoa; Arthropoda; Insecta; Lepidoptera; Pyralidae. The record is from RefSeq and is a predicted model, not a curated record.
UUGGAGGUAUAUACUUGUUAUUUUCGUAUCUUAAAGUAAAAUAAUCGUGAAAUGGAUGUAUUUAUUGAAACUGUAAAGAAAUACCCAAACUUGUGGGACGUUAACGACGCGACUUUCAAAGAUUUUAGCCAGAAAAAUGGGUAUUGGCAGAAAGUCGCCAAGGCAACUGGCCUUCCUGGUGCCAGUGAAGCGAAAUUACAAUGGAAAAGGUUGCGUGACUGCUACAGAGAAGCAUUGCGACGUAGAAAAAUUACAAUUGAAAGAGGACUCCCUGUUCAUGGUCGGUGGAAAUAUGAACAUUUAAUGGAGUUCUUGCUACCAUUGCCGGAGAGAAAGGAGAAACAACAUUCAAACAAAAAUUUUACACCAGAAUUUGAAAUAAACCUUGAUACAGAACCUAUAGUUACGUGUAAUCGGGUAAUACCCGCUCUACCGACAUUGGAGAACCUAAAUACUGAGAAACUACUGACACGAUUCAACACUGAGAACAUUGAGAAUACGAUACAAAUAGAAAGAGUUAAAAGACGUGAACUCAGACGGAAGGAAAGGCAACAAACGAGACAAGAAGCGGUGGAGGCGAACCGUUUCGAUAAUGAUGCGAUAACUGAAUUAUUUUCUAGUCUAUGUCGGAAAACUAAAGAGCUUCCCAAAUAUUUACAAUUAAGAGUACAGAGAGAAAUUUUCGAAUCUGUUUCUCGGGCAGAAGAGGAAGCUUUGACAUUUGAGCAGACCAUAGCAUGUAAUAGUCCAAUGUCUUCUACAUCGUCAUAUGAAUAUCAGCAUCUUAGGCCCGGUUCUUCCACGAUGAUCCAGCCUAAAGAAGAAAUAGAUAUUGAUGAGACUGUGUUAAUUUUAGAUUAAAACGAUCGACAGAACUUAAAUGAGAAUUUGAGAGGAAACACUACAAAGAUCAUCACUAUCACC